AUGAGAAUGUUAGUGCCACCAGAGAUGCACGCGACUCAGUCGAAAAUGAUUUAUCAGAUGAACAAAUAUUGCACUGAUCGCGUGCAGACGCGCAAAUCAACGAUACACAAAACCAUUAUGGAAGUUUGUCGCGUUGUUCAAGAUGUGUUGAAAGAAGUUGAGGUCCAAGAACCGCGCUUCAUUUCUUCCUUAAACGACUAUAAUGGUCGAUAUGAUGGAUUAGAAGUGAUUUCACCGACGGAAUUUGAAAUAAUAAUUUACUUGAAUCAAAUGGGAGUUUUAAAUUUCGUUGAUGAUGGAACACUCCCUGGAUGUGCAGUUUUGAAGCUCAGUGACGGACGUAAACGUUCAAUGUCACUUUGGGUUGAAUUCAUAACUGCUUCAGGAUAUUUAUCAGCAAGGAAAAUCAGAUCACGCUUCCAAACCCUCGUUGCACAGGCUUGUGACAAAUGUGCUUAUAGGGAUUGUGUAAAAAUGAUUGCAGACACAACCGAAGUUAAGCUAAGAAUACGUGAAAGACUUGUCGUACAAAUAACACCAGCAUUCAAAUGUGCUGGUCUUUGGCCACGAUCAGCAGCACAUUGGCCACUUCCACAAAUACCAUGGCCCCAUCCUAACAUUGUGGCUGAAGUCAAGACUGAAGGGUUCGAUAUGCUGUCAAAAGAGUGCAUUGCGUUGCAAGGCAAAAAUAGUGCAAUGGAAGGUGAUGCGUGGGUGUUGUCGUUUGUCGAAGCCGAAAAUAAAUUGCUACAAGGUAGCUUCCGUAAACGUUGUUUAAGUAUUCUUAAGACUCUCCGGGACCGUCAUCUCGAUCUCCCAGGAAAUCCAGUCACUUCAUACGUCAUGAAAACUCUCCUUCUCUAUGAGUGUGAGAAACAUCCACGAGAAAUCGAAUGGGAUGAGAGUUGUCUUGGCGAUAGAAUCAACGGAAUCUUCCUUCAACUUAUCUCAUGUCUUCAAUGUCGACGUUGUCCGCACUAUUUCCUGCCCAACAUGGAUUUAUUCAAGGGCAAAUCUCCAGGUGCAUUGGAGAACGCCUCAAAGCAAGUUUGGCGUUUAACGAGGAUUAUGUUAACGAACUCUCGAUGCCUCGAGGAAUUAUAA
This is a messenger RNA of Clunio marinus, 1104 nucleotides long. The record is from the annotation of a GenBank genome assembly. Lineage: Eukaryota; Metazoa; Arthropoda; Insecta; Diptera; Chironomidae.